UUUAAUCAACAUAUCCAUAUGAUUUUUCUCUCACUCCAAUUAAGCUCUAUAAACUAAAUAUUCUUCAACUUAUUUCUCCAAAUUAAAUUUCUUUACUCCCAAAUUCUCAAACCUCAUCCAAACAAAAAUGGUUGAUGUUCUAAGCCCUUUCACAAUCCCAUCUCCACCUCCACCAUCUCCUUUAUCAAACCAAAACAACAACACCAUACCCAUGUUAUACUAUAGUCUAGUAGUGAUGGGAGUUGCAGCCAUAGUUCUAGCAAUUUACAACAUCAUCAUCAUCAAACGUUGCAAUAGAAACAACCACAAUAAUCAACCACAACCCACAAGAGUAAAUCUUAGUAGUACGAGGUUUGAAAACCAACAAAGAAACUUACUUUCAAGCUUCAAGUAUAGGAAAGACAUGGUUACAAAAGAAGAAGAAGAAAAGGGGUAUGAUGAAUAUGAAUGUUCUGUUUGUUUAUCGGUUUAUGAAGAAGGAGAAGAUGUUAGGAAGCUACCAAGGUGUAAACAUAGUUUUCAUGCUGUUUGUAUAGAUAUGUGGCUUUAUUCUCAUUUUGAUUGUCCAAUUUGUAGAACAUCUGUUGGUUCUUUUUGUGAUGGGAUGAUUGAAUCUGGUGGUAGCAUCUCUGUUUGAUUUGAUUAGUUUAGAAAUGUGUGCGUGGUAUGUUGGGUUGUCUCUAGGACAGGACAUUGAGUGAUUAACACCCCAUCACACUAGUUUGGUUCAUUUUUAGUUCUUUAUUUGGAACAAGUUUUAGGUGGGAUUGGAUAAGAAAAUAUUGUUACAAUA
Lathyrus oleraceus (garden pea) is the source of this 793-nucleotide messenger RNA. RefSeq names its product RING-H2 finger protein ATL52. Lineage: Eukaryota; Viridiplantae; Streptophyta; Magnoliopsida; Fabales; Fabaceae. The coding region runs from base 128 to 637 and encodes 169 amino acids. Gene Ontology annotation, biological process: protein ubiquitination. The transcript has a single exon. The record is from RefSeq and is a predicted model, not a curated record.